AUGAUGGAAAAUAACAGUAUAAAUUCACAAUCCUUAUCAUAUUUCUUAGCUUCCAGCUUGCAAGUUCGUUUGAUUCGCAUUGGUUACUGGGUCUACGAACAAAUAUCAAACAUAUAUGUCAGCGGAAUUUUACUGACACAAAAUCUUCUAGAGGAAUUAAAAAGUAUUCAAUUACUACAAGAGUCUACUCUUCAAGAGAAAAUCAAUGCAGUCAAAAGAGAAAUAGAAGAAAAAGAAGAUCAUUUUCUAAAGAAAAUCUCUGAAGCGAAAGAUUUCUAUCAGAGAACUUCAGAUGAAAGAGAACGCACGGAGGAACAUUACAAACACUUGAUUGCCGAAAAGGAGAAGGAUAUCAAAGAUUCAACUGCAAGAUUUAGAGAUCGCUAUCAAAGUUACAAAGAACGCUUACUUCAUAUCAAAUCUGCUAUUCAAAACGAGAAAAAAUUGCAAAAUGAAAUAGAGGAAGAACGGGAAAAGUUUCUUACUGAAUGGACAAUGGAAAAAUGGAACGUUUUUGUUGGAUCACCGUCUGAGAGAUUGCUGAAAAAGGAUCUUCGAAAGCAACAAAAACAACUCGAGCUGGAAAUGGAAAAUAUGCGAAGACAGUUAACUCAAGAAAAGAACCUGGGAAUGGACUUAGAUAAGGAAAUUGGAAGAAAAACUGAUGAUUACACUAUAUUGCUACGUAAAAUAGAAGAUAUUAAAUUUCGGAUGAAUCAAAUCUGUGAUGAUAUUUCAAGAUUGGAGUGCGUCAUAAACGAAUAUGUGAGUUUUAAGUUUCAAAUCACGAUUCCGGGAAGUGUAAAAGUAAAACAUAGCUAG
Molecule: messenger RNA, 822 nt
Organism: Parasteatoda tepidariorum (common house spider)
Lineage: Eukaryota; Metazoa; Arthropoda; Arachnida; Araneae; Theridiidae
Source: RefSeq, a predicted model, not a curated record